Exophiala viscosa is the source of this 1831-nucleotide messenger RNA. Its product is annotated as endo-1,3(4)-beta-glucanase. Gene Ontology annotation, molecular function: hydrolase activity, hydrolyzing O-glycosyl compounds. The transcript has a single exon. Bases 410 to 1660 code for a protein of 416 amino acids. NCBI's taxonomy places the organism in Eukaryota, Fungi, Ascomycota, Eurotiomycetes, Chaetothyriales, Herpotrichiellaceae. Gene Ontology annotation, biological process: glucan catabolic process. The record is from RefSeq and is a predicted model, not a curated record.
CACUUAUGCUAUCGCUCAUGCAGAAUGCCAUCCACAUAUCUAUGCCGGCGGUAUUCGCUGUUAGACCCAUCAUUGGGAAGGCGCCCCGCCUGUUUACUCAGCGCCAUGAUCCUAGGCUAAGGUAUCAUGCAAAAGUAUGGACAGCCUGGAUCAAGUCCGGCCUCGUGAUAUCAAGGCUUGUGUGGAGUCUAUCUUGAGAAAAGGCCAGGGAGCUUAUUGUCCCAAGUGGCUCUAUGUCCUUCAGUUGUGUCAGUCGAAGCCAUUUCUUUGUUUGUGGUCCUGCUCAAACGCCGAGCGACAACGCAGUCGUUUGUCCUCGGGCAGUCAAAAGACUGCCUUCUUUGUCGCUUCGAACGACGUGACAAGGCAAUGUCACUAUGCCUUUUAGGAACGGUGAGAUCUGCUGCUUAUGACCCUCUAUCUUUUAUCUGUUCUUCUAGACAUAUACCAGUUCUUUGGACAAAGAGACUACGCACAUCCGAAUGCUUCAUACUGCACGACAAUCACCUCAAUCACCUCAAUCACCAAUCAACCGACAAGCCGGCCCAUCAUGGUUCAACUUUACACAACGCUGGUCGUCGUCAUCCUCCUGGGAGUAUCUAACGCUCAGAACGGGACCUCUAACUCGCCCUACCAGCUCGUCAAGAACUACACGAGCGAGAACUUUUUUCAGAGCUUCGAUUUCUUUUCUGGGCCAGACCCAAGCAAUAGUUUCGUCACUUAUCUCGACUUGGACACAGCGAACGAUGCCGGAUUGGCCGGCUAUAUCUCCAGUUCGGCACUGAACGAUAGCUACGCAGUCUUUCUGGGAACUGAUUUCAAAAAUGUUACUCCUGAUGGCCGACCAUCCGUGCGCGUUCAAGGUAGAGAUUGGUUCAAUCAUUCUUUGAUCGUAGCAGACAUCAUGCAUAUGCCCUCGGGCUGUGGCACCUGGCCCGCAUUCUGGCUGCUUGGUCAGGGCGCUCCAUGGCCACGUCGAGGCGAAGUUGACAUCAUCGAGGGCAUUAACAAUAAUUCGGUCAACACUCUAGCACUGCAUAGCGACGCCGGAGUUUCUGUUGCGAACUUGACCAGCCUGCGACAUGGUAAUCACAGCGCUAUGACGGGAACUUUCACCAGUCUCGAUUGCGAUGUUGGCUCGAGCAACGUUGGCUGUGCUGCGACGGGCUCACCCGAAAGCUAUGGUGCAGAUUUCAAUGCUCAAGGUGGACGUGUCGUGGUCACUGAAAUUUCCGCCGACGUCAUACAAAUUUGGAGCUUCGAACGCGACAACAUCCCGCAGGAUCUAUCGGAGGGAUUGCCUAAUCCACAUCAUGAGGCAAACGGAAGUAGCUGGGGCGCCCCGGAGGUGAAGUUUGUCAACAAUGGCAACGAUACUUUCGAUGACCAUUUCAUCAACCUCCAGCCAAUCUUUAACACAGCCUUUUGCGGAAGUUGGGUUGAGGCCUUCUGGCACACAAGUGAGUGUUCUUCACUGGCACCUACCUGCGAGUCAUACGUGGCCAACAAUCCGGCUGCUUUCGUGGAUGCGUAUUGGGCGAUCGGCGGACUUCAAGUCUAUGAGCCAAAUGGCAACUAUACCUCGGGAUAUAGCGGGCCGGAGCUGGGGAGAUUGUUAAAUCAUCGUCGUCACCAUCCUCGUACAGUCAAAGGGUAUUGAGACAAGGGAGAUUGGACACAGCAAGAAACAGCAUGACCAGAUGAAAAUAGCUAGGUAGUUGUACUCAAUAUCAGUUUGGUGCCGCCGGCGGCCCAACUGUGUAUUGCAUGAUUAUACGAAUAGUUGACUAAAAGUUCGAUAUCCAGCACUAAAUAGAAACACACUCCCGCC